Toxoplasma gondii ME49 is the source of this 2827-nucleotide messenger RNA. RefSeq lists its product as hypothetical. The record is from RefSeq and is a predicted model, not a curated record. Bases 577 to 1827 code for a protein of 416 amino acids. The transcript has a single exon. NCBI's taxonomy places the organism in Eukaryota, Apicomplexa, Conoidasida, Eucoccidiorida, Sarcocystidae.
GCGAAGAGAAUCGACGUCAAAUCAAUUUUGUACCGUAAUCACUUCGCUAUCUGACGAGGAACCAGUGAGUUCCGGUAGUCCUUUGACUGGGACACUUCACUGGAACGCGACCACGGCCGCGGUUCACUGAAGCCGUUGCCGGGUACGCGAUAAGCGUUUUUGCCAUUUCUGGUCAUCUCUGUGUUUCUGAUCCUCUCUGCGAUUCAGUGACCUCUUAGCAUGUGCAGCAUUCUAGUUUUCCGUGGCGAAAAGUCAAUGAGCCGUUUUCUCGGCGUUAGUCACUAUGCCUUCUCAGUGGCCCUUGCCCCCCCCUUCUCUGAAAGACACGGACUUUUCCUGGGGUAGCACUUUGUCUCGUCUAGGUAAACAGCCCUCUCGGUCUCUUUUGCUGUCCCACGCUUCUGCCGUCGAGUGUAGCGUCCCUUGAGCGAAUGUGCAAUCUAUUUUUUCAUUCGUGGAGAAACGACGGCGUCAGUUUGGUCUGAACCCCCGUUGAUUUUCCCGUGGGCGUGUUUUCUGGGCGCCCUUUAUGCCUUCCGCGUACAUCCCCACUGUUUCCGCCAAACUUCUGGCAAAAUGGCGGGCUCGUCCUCCCAGCCUUUGGAUGCACACGUUUAUGUCCCGCGUUCUGGUUUUUUCUCACGCGUUCUUGUUCGCUCACUCCUUACCCUCGUAACUCUCCUCGUUUGCCUCACCCCGUCACCCUCCGACGCAGCAGGCAACGCAGCCCCGCAAGAAGCAGAGUACAUGAGCCGGUCGGAACUGGCAGCAGGAACUGGCCUACGAAUUCCCCCGAGUACCAAUCCCCAGUUCGGGCAACGAUGUGAAGCGUUUCGCGGGCCGGAUCCGUUCUGGUCUAGCCCGCCGGUCGGAAGUCACCAGUACUGGCAGCUGAGCGUGUCGCCUCCGCGCACGAAUCCACCUUUGGCGGAUUUGCGGUCCUACAGCACCGUGGGUAUGUACGAAGCGACUCCACAAGUCUCUUUGUUUCCACCAGCGGAGGGGCUGUCGGGAACUGAGAGGGUUCGCGCACCGGUGCUUCAGCCGGCCCCCUGGCUGCAGCUGCGGGCAGAUAGCACGAAGGUACCGAUCAAGCAAAUCAGCAAAUUCCCGCAGGUGGAACAAGCCGCAGAAACGAUCAUCAUGUGGUGUCUGCGGGAAGCCGUGAACCGAUCCGGAGGAGAGGGGAGUGACCCCGCGAGACUCGCGGCAGCGGUUCAGAUUCUACGAGAAAGUGUCGACUUGCGCGAACUUCUGAGGCAGAACAGCCAGGAGGCACUGCCUGCGUUCAGCGCCCUUUUCGCAACCGUAGCAAAGGAGUUACCAGGCCUGGACGUUCGAAUGUUUCGCUUCUGGGUUCUGGCUGCGAACUCCAAGGGACACGAAAACGAACCGGAGGACAUGUAUGUGGCUUCGAUGGAGCAGGCAAGGUGGACGCUGGCGAACGCGCUUGUGCGAACAGCUCUCCACCUCGAAGAAGAAACUGUGGACGAGAAACUCGUUGACUGCGACCACCUCACAUUCACAGCAUACUCGGCCAAGCUGCAAAAAGUUUUCCCCUCGAAAGAGACCAAAGUUCGCUUCUGCAGCAUCAGCGUCAGCGGGUGGAUCCUCUACGCGGCUCACCGCUUUCUGGAAGCUGCAAAGGCCGCCACGGAGAGCGGGGACAGCCAAGCUGCCGCUGCAGUCCUUUCCAUCCAAGAAAGUGUGAGAAAGUGUCAAGGAACGCAAAACGAUGUAAAGACCUUGUGGCCCGUCUUCGAGCAGUACCGGUCUGCAGCGCUAAGCGGACCACCCGCAGAAACGACCGCCACACAAGAAAGCUAACUCUGCAGAGCGGAGGAAAUAUGGGUGACCUAGUCAGAAACUCGAGGCAAAAGAAGAAGCACGCUGCCCACGUUUCGUGGAGGUGAACGCGAAUCGAAUUCCCGCGACUUCGUGCACUCAAAUAGGAGGUGCGGAAGAAAAGGGAUUAGCUAUUGUUCUGCGAAAAAUGGAAGGCGACAUCGACGAGAUACCGACUAAGUUCCAUAACGCGACUCAAAAGCGGCACAUUAUCCUGGGGUUGAAGUAAAAAAACGCGGAGUUUUGCGGGACUCACACGUUCUGCACAAGAUUCUACUCUCAGUUGCUGGCUGCGAGGCGCACAGCGGAUAAAGGUAACACCACGAAACGCUAGAAACGCUAAAAGUUCACCGUUGGUGGUCGUUCCAGUUUCCCCUCUUUGCUGUCAAAUGUUCGUGGAAGACGCCCGCCCCGAAUUCGCGUAGAUCUGAAGCAUAUAUUUCCCUCUGGUACGCACUACUGGAACAACUGAUAGGGAAGCGGAGACAGCACUUUUCUGCCUUCGACACUGUAGACAUGUUUGACUUCCUGAGGGGUUUUUCUGUGGAACCGACCGCUGCUGGCGGACCCAUCGUGGUGACGAGGCAGUUGCAUCCACCUUUCAUCGCUUCCUUUUUUUCCUGUUCUGGAACUGCGAACUCGGCACUUUUCUGUAUGUCUCGGAAGAAACGCCUGCGUGGUUAGUGCCCACUUCGACCGACAUAGUAAGUUCCAAAAAGAUGGUGACCUCCCACACAGGAGCAAGCUGAGCUGUCACCCCUUCCGUGUUCCGAGACAGAUGAGCUUAAUCUCGGGUGUUUGAUACCACACGUAGCAUCCAAUUGGUUUUUCCGUGGUAUGCGCGGCUUGAGAACGGCGACAUGGCCAGUGUCCACUGGGACGAGUUGUGUGUUUCACGGCUGGAGAUUGACGGAAUUCAUGAUGGAGACUGGUUUAUGCGUCAAUAACUCUUCAGCACUAAACUUGCCAAUUUGAUUCGAAC